AUGGGUAAAAAAAGAAUCACGAAAGCAUCUUCGGCACGAAGAAAAAUCCGCUACUCCAUCCCUACCUUGCUCAAGUUACGUAACGUACAAAGUAGAGUGAGAUUCAGGGAAAAUUUUACUGAUUUUAUAGCUCAAUGUCUGACCAAAAAUCACCGCAAAAGAUCCGAAAGAUAUACUACGGGUAUUCCUUGGGAUCCUAAUGAAGACUGGAGCUUCCCAGCGUCUACACCAAUAAUGACCUUCAACGGCCAAUCAUAUCUUUUGAUCCCAGUAUCGUCAGUGCCAAACAACGCCGUACCUCUUCCAGUUCGAGUCAUCUUGCCUGCAGGCGGCGACGAAAGCAAAAAAUUCCAAGAGCCUGAAAUAAGCCCAAAAAGCCCGGAUUUUUCCAGCGACAAAACCACCAACGAAAAUACUCCUGCAGUGGAUGAAGAAACCGACGACUCGUCGUACGAAAGCUCAAGCGUGCAAAUAGAGAUCCUCAUCGGCCCCAACACUUAG
Molecule: messenger RNA, 501 nt
Organism: Meyerozyma guilliermondii ATCC 6260
Lineage: Eukaryota; Fungi; Ascomycota; Pichiomycetes; Serinales; Debaryomycetaceae
Exons: 1
Coding region: 1-501 (166 amino acids)
Source: RefSeq, a predicted model, not a curated record